CCGAGCAGAGCGGCUAGCUGAAGCCGACGCGUCCUAUUGGUCACUUCCGUCAAUGUAAACAUGUAGUCGGUUUCCUCCAGUCUAUGGUUGAACCGCACUGCCGCUGAGCCUCGUUUCCCAAAUGGUCAACAGUACGCAUAAUGACGGAUGUGUCGCUGAAAAUGACAGUUUCAGAACCGGGGGGGUGUGUGAAUGUAGCGUUAGCUCGAUAACUAGCUAGUUAGCUAACCAUUGUGUGUGUGUGUAUGGGCUGGUCCAAUGCUAAUUAGCCUAGCUAGUUAGCUCCCAGGUGGCAGCCAUGAAGGGCUAAACUGAGGGAGGAUGGCAAGUAAUGUACUCUAACGAGGACACAGCAAGAAGAGGAGACACGACAAUGUAUAACUCUGGUGGUGCCUCGUCCCCGGGGGUCGACCGGGACAGCAAACGGAAGAGGAAGAUUGCAGACAUCACACAUGCCCUCAGUGUGAGGCCAGUGGAUGUGGCCGCUCUGAGGAGGAUGGCUAUCAGUGAAGGAGGUCUGCUGACCGAUGAGAUACGCUGUCAAGUGUGGCCUUGGCUCCUAAACGUCCCUCCUCACGUGUUGGAGCAAGAGCCAGAAACUGUAGAGCGGGAGAAUAACAAGGACUACAACCAGGUGCUACUGGAUGUCCAGCGCUCGCUGCGGAGGUUCCCACCUGGUAUGCCAGAUGAGCAGAGGGAGGGUCUCCAGGAAGAACUAAUUGACAUCAUCCUCCUAGUUCUGAAACGCAAUUCCCAGCUGCACUACUACCAAGGAUACCAUGACAUUGUUGUCACCUUCUUAUUGGUCCUGGGAGAGCGCCUCGCUACUGCUCUUGUGGAAAAGCUCUCCACGCACCACCUCAGGGACUUCAUGGAUCCUACCAUGGACAACACGAAACACAUUCUUAACUAUUUGAUGCCCAUCAUUGAGAGGGUCAACCCUGAAGUGCAUGACUUCAUGCAACAGGCUGAGGUGGGGACAGUCUUCGCUCUCAGUUGGCUGAUCACCUGGUUUGGUCACGUCCUGUCAGACUUCCGCCAUGUUGUCCGGUUGUAUGACUUCUUCCUGGCCUGCCAUCCGUUGAUGCCCAUCUACUUUGCUGCUGUGAUUGUGCUGUACAGAGAAGAGGAAGUGUUGGAGUGUGAAUGUGAUAUGGCGAUGGUUCAUCACCUGCUGUCUCAGAUUCCCCAGGAUCUGCCAUAUGAGACCCUCAUCAGCCGAGCCGGAGACCUCUUUGUCCAGUUCCCUCCCUCUGAACUGGCCCGAGAGGUGGCCUCACAUGACAGCAUGGCAGCCUCUACCUUUAAGGACUUUGACCUUGCGUCCACUCAACAGCGACCAGACUCAGUUCUCCGUCGUCGACGCAGACAGAAACAGGCUGCACUGGAGAGGUCGGCAGCGAGCGCAGUAGCGGCGGUGGCCCAGCCUUCGGUGGCGCGGCGGUUUGUUCGACUAGCCGUCAUGGGUCUCACGGUGGCUUUAGGCGCGGCUGCUCUCGCUGUGGUCAACACUGCCCUGGAGUGGGCCCCCAAACUGGACUUGUUUCCUUGAACUGCUCCUCUUUUACUCCCACUCGCUCCAGCAGAUCUGCCCUUGACUGCUGAUGGGUCUGUUUCCAAGAACCCUUUAAUUCAUGAAACCACAGACUAUGCAGUCUAACACUGUCAGGAGUGCACUCUCUAUACUGAACCAGUUAACACUCCUCUUUUCGACUUCUAGGAUGUGUCCUAACGUCCUAUAUAUGGCAAGCUAAGGCUCCAGUUGAAGGUCUUUCUCCUGAAGAGCAGGCACCAGUAAAACAGCGACAACUACUGGUGUUCUGAAAUGAGGCCCCCAUCCUGCUAUAAUGAAGAGACUGUUUUUAUAAGAACUAUAACUGAUGGUUCGUUAUUUAUUUAUAUUUGGUAUUAGGAUGAUCUGAUAUUGAGUUAUGCUCACAGAGAUCUAUGCUGAAAGCUUGGUAGACUCAUUACACUUGAAACUGCUGCCAAUGAAGAGAGCUUGAGUGAAUGUAUGAGUGUGCGUAUGCGUUUGUGUGGUCGCAUCCCAUUUGUUAUCUAUUUGAUACCUGGACUAAGACCAAAUAGAGGAUUGUUAGAAUCUAUUGUAUUAUUUACUGUUAAUUAAUUUAUAGGUAUGUAAGCAGAUGUAAAGAGAGAUGGUCAUGACACACAGGCCCCUUGUUAAGGUAACCAAUAUUAUUAUGUUUUAGAUCCUUUUGUUCAUUUUAAUGUCUUCAAAAAGUCUUUUUAGUCAAGAACGUAUCUUAAAACAUUUCAACAGUUGUUAUCCUUGACUACACAUUUCUGUUCUGGCUCAUGGUCUGGGUCAGCUGAACAUAUCACAUUAGUGAUGUUACCCAGUAGAUUAGUUGUGGCCUGCUUGAUGGGUACUUUUGUAUCUCAAAACGUCUGAGGAUUCGGCACAAGAUUGGAGUUCAGCUUUUACAGUUCAGGACGUAAAAAUAAAUAUCUAUUUAUCUAUCUCUCUCAACCAUAUUGAACUACUUGUCCUUGAGCUUUCCUAUUAUUUAGGCACUUAAAUGUUCGGUUUCACAACCUUAAAAGUGUGUCUGUGUUUCAUGGCCUCUAAUAUAUAGGGUAUGCUUUGUGCGUCGCUUUUUUCUGGAGUAGACGAUUCAAUCUCUCCUUUUUAUAGUUUAAUAACACACUCACUCACUCAAUCUGGGUAACAGAAAAUAUCAGAGCUGAGAUAAACGGUGAUUCAAAUGAAGUAGAUACUCUGUAGUCUGUGGACUGGCACAUUCACACUGACUGCAUUAGUUUUGUAAAAUCACUUUAAGAUUAGUUUGAUAGGUGCUUCUCUCACUCCUCCUCUAAGGGUGUUCCUGUCAGCACCCAUGCCUUCAUAUUAAUGCCAUCCAAGGUUUUUGUUUCAAACGCAAAUAUAGCUUUAACACAUAACGUACACAACCAAGUUGGAUUGCUUUGAGUGUAUCAUUUGCAUUUCAGAGGCAGUCCAACUCAUUCCAAUGUUCCAGUCAUUUUAAUUCAGUCACAUAUUUAGGGUCACGGGGGAUUACUUAAGUUAAACGUGGUGUGGCACUUAACUGUAUAGCCGAGCGUCAUCAGAUAAUACAUAGCAAAUAGUUUGUCAGAGCACAGGUUGUCUGUAAUAUUUAUGAUGUAUUUAGCUUAACAGAAAAUAUUCAGAAUUAUUGACUUAGUUCUAGGGCACAGAAACCAGUCAACUAAGAAACUUCUCCCUUUUCAGUUGAAGGGAAUGAAGUGACAUGAAGAGAGAAGUUGUUUAUGCUGCAUUAAGAACUGAAUGCUUUGGCAUCCCCAUUCCUGUAUGAUGGUUGAUUGGUGUAUUGCCUUUGUAGUGAACCACUGUUUCAGUUGUUAGGGGAUCUACGAACUGAUCAAAAAGAAGGUGACCUGGAACAUGUCCAGUGUGGUUGUAUUGUAACACACAAUGUGUCCGCACUCAGUGGUUUUCAUUUACUAUCAUUGCACUAAAAAUGAUUUAUUUGCCUUUUAUGUUUAUUUUGUUAUAAGAAAACUGUCAUACUAAUGUAAAGCUGUACAAGAGAACGCUAAUAAACUAGAGUGGAAAAAUG
Messenger RNA from Anoplopoma fimbria (sablefish), 3584 nucleotides. It is a transcript of the gene tbc1d20, whose product is annotated as TBC1 domain family, member 20. Gene Ontology annotation, cellular component: endoplasmic reticulum membrane. The transcript is spliced from 8 exons. Lineage: Eukaryota; Metazoa; Chordata; Actinopteri; Perciformes; Anoplopomatidae. The record is from RefSeq and is a predicted model, not a curated record. Gene Ontology annotation, biological process: positive regulation of GTPase activity; endoplasmic reticulum to Golgi vesicle-mediated transport. Gene Ontology annotation, molecular function: GTPase activator activity. Bases 332 to 1552 code for a protein of 406 amino acids.